AUGAUUAGUUUACAAUCAAAUAAAUCAUUUUAUAGUUUAACAAAACUAGAAAAAGCUAUUUAAAUUCAUAAAAGAUUGAAUAGUUGUUAACAUAAUACACAUCUUAAUUAACUUCUGAAUGAUGAUAAAUAUUAAAAGAUAACAUAAAUAAAAAUGGAAGAUGAAGAUCCAUUCUUCAAAAAGACUAAACAAUUAAAAUAAGAUAUCAAACCUAAUUAAUAAAAAUAAAGGAAUAGUCUACUUAGAAAACUUGAAAUAGAAAAGAAACAACGAGACAAUGAUUUUUAACUCUAAAAUUAAGAAAAGAUUCGUUUACUUAAUUAAUAGAUAAAUCACUCUCCAGGAUCUCGAUAUUAUAAAACAUACAUACAUAAAAAUGGCUAUAGAUAGCCAGAAUUUUUAAAUGAUGUUGAAAUUAUUUAAUGA
Messenger RNA from Paramecium sonneborni, 426 nucleotides. NCBI's taxonomy places the organism in Eukaryota, Ciliophora, Oligohymenophorea, Peniculida, Parameciidae. The record is from the annotation of a GenBank genome assembly.